UUUAAAUGAUGAUUUAGUUAGCUUUAGAAAAAAGGCUUCAACUCCAAUAUAAUGGCUGUUAUAGACGGGAAUUGGUGCCGUAUGGAAAGCGAGGAAAUGCCAUAUUCAGAUUUGAGUUUUGGUAUUAAAAUGGAGAAACUUUUGCACAAGGAAACAUCCAAAUAUCAAGAAAUUAUUGUAUUCAAAAGUCAAUUGUUUGGAAAUGUUCUUGUCUUGGAUGGGAUCGUUCAAGUUGCAGAGCUUGACGAAUUUGUAUACCACGAGAUGAUGGCUAACUUACCUCUGAACUGUCAUCCGGAUGCGAAAAGGGUAUUGAUAGUUGGGGGAGGAGAUGGUGGAGCAGCCAGAGAAAUUCUGAAACAUCCGUCAGUAGAAAAAGUUGUCGUCUGCGAAAUUGACGAGAAAGUUGUUGAUGUUUGUAAGAAAUAUUUUCCAAAAUUGGCCGAAAGUUUUAGUGAUGUCAGGGCAGAAUUAGUUAUUGAGGAUGGCAUUGAAUACAUAAAGAAUCAAAAAGGUGCUUUUGAUGUUAUUAUGACAGACCCACAGGAUAAGACAGGAAUAGCUGAAGGAUUACAUGAUGAAGGUUAUUAUAACAGUAUGAAAAGAGCAUUAAAACCUAACGGAUUGAUUUGUUCUGAAGGUAAAGAUAUGUUUUUUGAACUAUCAUAUGUGAAAAGAUUGAUGACUUUUUCGCAAAAGAUAUUUCCUAAAGUAGCAUAUGGAUAUGCAGUUACUCCAUCGUACGCACCUGGCCAUAUUGGAUUUCUUCUAUGUAGCACGAAUCCAGUAUUAAAGUAA
This is a messenger RNA of Mytilus trossulus (common blue mussel), 798 nucleotides long. Its product is annotated as spermidine synthase-like. The coding region runs from base 52 to 798 and encodes 248 amino acids. The record is from RefSeq and is a predicted model, not a curated record. Lineage: Eukaryota; Metazoa; Mollusca; Bivalvia; Mytilida; Mytilidae. Gene Ontology annotation, molecular function: catalytic activity. The transcript has 6 exons.